This is a messenger RNA of Benincasa hispida (wax gourd), 977 nucleotides long. RefSeq names its product Nucleic acid-binding, OB-fold-like protein. The record is from RefSeq and is a predicted model, not a curated record. Lineage: Eukaryota; Viridiplantae; Streptophyta; Magnoliopsida; Cucurbitales; Cucurbitaceae.
UAAACUCUUCUGGCGAUCAAUAAUCGACGGUUGUUAUUUCAUAGCAACUUUAUUUCUUUCCUCCAAGCUUGAGUUUGACGGCUACGUUUCUCAAAUCAGAUCGGCUUCCCUUUUCCCCAUCGUCUUUGCCUCUACCCUCCACCACUCGUAAAAGGUAUUCAUAUUCGGGGAAAUGGCAGAAUCAAAACCAGGACUAAGGAAACCGGUAUUUACCAAGAUUGACCAACUUCGGCCGGGCACUAGUGGCCACACUCUUACAGUCAAGGUUGUGAAUACGAAAAUGGUAUUGCAAAAGGGUCGUCCUGAUGGUCCUCAAGCCCGUCAGAUGCGAAUUGCUGAAUGCUUAGUGGGUGAUGAGACUGGAAUGAUUAUAUUUACUGCCAGAAAUGAUCAAGUGGAUUUGAUGAAAGAAGGUGCUACUAUAACCUUGCGCAAUGCUAAGAUAGACAUGUUUAAAGGAUCAAUGAGACUUGCUGUGGACAGGUGGGGCCGAGUUGAAGUUACUGAGCCUGCCACUUUCACUGUUAAGGAAGAUAACAAUCUUUCACUCAUUGAAUAUGAACUUGUGAAUGUCGUGGAAGAGUGAAGUUUGUGAUCGUGUUCAUUUUCCUGCUGCAACCUGACCAUAAAAUAAAACAAUCAAGCUACAAAAUCACAAGUUUCCGUUGGGGUACUGAAAAUGCUCGCAAAAGUUCAUUAUUAGGGAAUAGAAUUCUGGAGGCCAGUAAUACGAAAGUUGAUUUUCAUCCCUGCAGCCUAUUGGUGGAACCGUUGUUGGGAUCUACAAACAGGUGGGUAAUGGCUUAGUUGAUGGAAGAAGGCUUAGCUGGCUUUUUUAUUCUUCUUUUGUCUAGUAUUUUAUUGCUUACGAACGCACUUUAUGAUGUUCUUGAACUAUCAUCACAUGACAAGACUAGCCUUGCUCCGUUAAAACUUAUGUUUAUCUUUAUAAUUCAAGGUCCAUGCCAACUUAACUA